UAGAACCAACAGCGAUAAAAGUGAAACGGCUCCGAGUUGUUUUAGUCGUUCCAUGUCGUUCGCGUUGCUCGUUCGUUUGAGGUCAUAGCGAGUCACCUGUGUAAACCCAAAUAAAAAUGCACCGACUGCUGUACAUAGCUGGGGCCCUGGUCCUAAUAGGCCACGUGUUUUGCGAAAUCGACCACCAAAUCGACGUCAACAACAUCACCAACCAGCUGCAGGAGAACAUCCCCGGCCUGGAGAAUUUCAACGCGAGCAAACUGCCCUCCGAGGAGGACGUCGAGCGCAUGCUGAAGGAAAAGUGCGAGAAGAACGGCGGCGGCGAGGAGGCUUUCCAGGCCCUCAAAAACCAGCAACAAGAACUCCGGACGUGCCUGGAGGCCCAGAUGAACGCCACUCAGAUCCAGCUGGAGGUGGAGGAGGCCAAAAAAACCGGUUCCAUGGACGAAAUCUUCGGCAAAUACUGUCGCAAGUACCCGGAAAUCUACCAAUGCGUGGAGGUGGUGAUCGGGAAAGUGAAGCCCUGUCUGGACGAGAAAGAGAAAGACACGAUGAACCAAACGUUGAAAAUCCUGGACGAGCUCAAGGAAUUCGUCUGUUUCAAGGACGGCGACCGUAUUGCCAUGUUUGUCGCUGAGGGCGGUGUCGAGUGUCUGGAGUCCCGGAAAGACGAGCUCCAGCAGUGUGCCAACCAGACGCUGGGCUCCCGGAUCCCCACCGACAUGUCCGCCACCAGCCUUCCGGUCUUUCUCUUCACCGAUCGGGAGUGCAACGACUUUGAUAAAAUCCGCGCGUGUUUCAACGACGAGCUGGAGAAGUGCAAGGACAGCACCCCGGCAAACAUCGUGGAUGCGUUCUUCAAGUUCUUGAAGAAGCACAUGCCGUGCAAUGGCGUCGCCGGGGCCAAGGAGGCGCCCAGUGCGGUCAAGGAAAGUGGCGGAAAUUCAGCCGGAGGUCUGGUGGUCUCCACACUCAUCGUCGGGGUCUCUGUCCUGAUCUCGAAAUUCUUGUGAUUCGCCAAAACUUUGUUAUUUAUUGUUGUUACACGUCUUUUAGUAGUGGGUGCGUGACUGUUGCCGGAAUGAUAUAUUUUUAUAAACAAUACGUAAUGUUUUUAAAUAAAUAAUCUUUUUUUAA
This is a messenger RNA of Tribolium castaneum (red flour beetle), 1137 nucleotides long. Its product is annotated as 27 kDa hemolymph protein. The transcript has 5 exons. Bases 117 to 1013 code for a protein of 298 amino acids. Lineage: Eukaryota; Metazoa; Arthropoda; Insecta; Coleoptera; Tenebrionidae. The record is from RefSeq and is a predicted model, not a curated record.